GCCCAAAACCAGCUCGCUUCCCCAUGCUCUCGCAUUUAAUCCCCCACGGGCUCUCCGUGCCUCUGCCAGGGUAGUAAUGGAGAGGAGCAUGGGAGCCAGCUCCUGACGGUGUUUUUGUUUUUUGAAAUUUUGGCACCCUUCUUGCCUGCCUGCCUGCCCCAUUUGUACCUCCCAAGCUCCAUAGGCUCCUUGGCUAAUUAAGGUUUUUUCUCAGUGCUUGGUGGAGCCAUAGAGAUUAGAAACGUUGCUUGAGGGGAAGAAUUUGGUUGGAAGAUGAUGACUUCGCGCCUUCUUGCUUUGAUUUUGGUCGCGGGGGCUUCAUUUGCGUUCCUUUCCUUCAACACUAUGGUUCUCAACGGCGCAGGUCCCGCAUUGGCUGAUAGCACUGUAACAGUUAUCCCUCUGCAAGGUAGAAGUGCCGUGAUCAUCUUCAGUAACAGGAAGCGCAAGGACAACAGAUACCACACUGUCAAUAUAAGAAAUGAUAGGGAUCUAACAAGCAUCAACAAGGCUGAUUAUCCCCACUACGAUCCACCUCCAAGUUCAAGAGCAAUCAUUGAUCAUGGUCCAAUCGAACAUGGAACUCCGCUUAUGCCUUACAUCCCCAGAUCUACGCCGCCUCCGCCACCGUUCCACCCUAACCGUGGAUCCCCAUGAACCAGCCGUUGCUCUUUGCACUUGUCUAAAUGUGUAAUCCUAAUUUGCUGAGUCUUAGCUUCUCUCUACUUGGGACAGACCCAAGUAGAAAAUGCGAGCAUGAGUUUAUGCGAUGUAGUAUCCUAACUUGCAGAUUCGUAAUAACGUCCUGUUUUUGAUGCUUAUAUUG
This is a messenger RNA of Zingiber officinale, 826 nucleotides long. RefSeq lists its product as uncharacterized. The record is from RefSeq and is a predicted model, not a curated record. Lineage: Eukaryota; Viridiplantae; Streptophyta; Magnoliopsida; Zingiberales; Zingiberaceae. The coding region runs from base 274 to 657 and encodes 127 amino acids. The transcript is spliced from 3 exons.